AUGCCAAGGCAAAUGAAGAACAGUAUGCAUCCAGUGACUCCCAGAUUUCCACAACCUCCACAUCUUCCUCUUUGUCAUCCUCCCACUCUUCAACCUCAGAGGAGGAGAGAAAGAAGAAAAAGAAGAAGAAGGAAAGGGAAAAAGACGGGGAAGAAAUGGAAGAAACAGAAACGGCCAAAAAGGAAGAAGGCAAAGUCCAGUAAAGACAAAGGAAGACGCAGAGGUAACUGGGCUGUGCAAUCAUGACCUUUUUGGUGACCACAACACACACACACCUGCGCUCUUUCCUAAUAACUUGUACUUUUGCUUUAUAGUAUCAACUUAUUUUUAAAUAUUAGAUCUUUCAGUCUUUUGUUAGUUUAAAGGGUACAACCGUAUUAUGUAUUUUGGUGUCAAAAUGCCUGUUGUAUCAAGAAAAACUACAGAAAUGACAGCAGAGAUCUACAGCUACAAUCGUAGGUCUGCUAUAUCAAAUUUCAUAAAACGAUUUUUCUCUUUGUAUUUUUCAUUUCAGCAACGAAUCCUCAGCAGGUGGUUGAGGGUUACAAGAAGGUGCUGGGUCACUUCCAGAAGGGCAAAAAUCUAUCUGAGACCUACAACGCUGUGGACAUCGACAGAAACACCAUUACAACCAGCGGCUUCAUUCCAGAGCUCGCCAUAUCCGUACCAGAUAAAUAUGCUGACGUUCUGCAGGGCUAUUCUAGAUCGUAG
Molecule: messenger RNA, 711 nt
Organism: Xyrichtys novacula (pearly razorfish)
Lineage: Eukaryota; Metazoa; Chordata; Actinopteri; Labriformes; Labridae
Source: the annotation of a GenBank genome assembly